Molecule: messenger RNA, 3357 nt
Organism: Ricinus communis (castor bean)
Lineage: Eukaryota; Viridiplantae; Streptophyta; Magnoliopsida; Malpighiales; Euphorbiaceae
Product: protein PHOX1
Exons: 3
Coding region: 752-2884 (710 amino acids)
Molecular function (GO): protein binding
Source: RefSeq, a predicted model, not a curated record
UUUGUGGCGUUUACGUCAAGCUGCGAAAAUCUUAGGCAUUACAUAAAGCACAGACGUUUGUCUUUUUUUCUUUUUCAAGCUUUCUUUCUCGCUGCAAACUUUCCUGGAAAAUUUUUCUCUCUCUCUCUGAAGAAUCCAUUUUCUUUGUUCAUUUCCCAGAUACGUUUCUUACCAAAAAAUUGUUCAGUAAUAUUUGCAAGCUGAAGUAGGUGCCUUUUGUUGUUCUCUGAAUUGGGACUUUGUUAUUUCUUUGGAUGAGCAAUAACAAAUCCUGAUUUGGAGAAGGUUAUAACAAGUAUUGCUUUUCAUUUCUGUUAUUUGAAUCUCUGGUUUUUCUGUUCUUUUUUUCUUCUUUUAAAUUUAUUGUGAGCUUAAGAGAGAAGAACCCAAUUGAGAUUUGAGGCGGAAAGAAUUUUUAACUUAGUUUUGUAGAAAUUUGCAGUAAAUUGAAGUUUAUAUGUGAAUUUGGUAUAUGGGUUUUGUUCUAUAAGAGAUUGGUUGUGAUGUGCUUAUGUAUGUGAUCUGUUAAAUGUGUAAAAUCUUGGAGUGGUUUGUUUGUGCUCUAGAGAAAAAUACUGUGUAACUAAUGCUUUGAAGUUAUUUUCCAUUUAAUUGUCUCCAUUUUGAAGUGUUUCUGCAAUAGUGGUUGUUGGGUUACAAUUGAUUGAGAUUUUGAGGUGUUAGUUGGAGUAGAAAUUUGUAGUUGGUUUGAUAUUUGGUUGUAGUUAUUGUGCUUAGGGUGGUUGUGUUAAUGAUGGGGAAGCAAAGUGGUAAGAAACAGACAGGAGGGCAGUCAGGUGACAGUAAUGUGAAGCAAAAUAAAGUUGGGAACAAUAGCCCUAAAGCUACUGAUGAGGACACGCUAGUUUUUAUUUCCAUGGCUCAAGAGUUGAAAGAGGAAGGGAACAAGUUGUUUCAAAAGAGGGAUUACGAAGGAGCUAUGAUGAAAUAUGAGAAAGCUAUCAAAUUGCUUCCUAAGAAUCAUAUAGAUGUAUCCUAUCUUAGGACUAACAUGGCUGCAUGCUAUAUUCAAAUGGGUCAAACCGAGUAUCCUAGGGCCAUUCAUGAGUGUAAUUUAGCACUGGAGGUCACACCAAAGUAUGGUAAAGCUCUGUUAAAGAGGGCAAGGUGUUACGAGGGUUUGAAUAGGUUGGAUUUGGCUUUGAGAGAUGUUAGUAUGGUUUUAAAAAUGGAGCCGAAUAAUGUCAUUGCAAUAGAGGUUUUAGAAAGGGUGAAAAAUGCACUUGAGCAGAAAGGGCUAAGGGUGAAUGACACGGUAAUUGAACUGCCUCCAGAAUAUGUUGAACCUCCUAGCACUUCAAAACCCAUAAAAGAGAAGAUGCGUAAGAAGAAAAGUAAAAAAGUUGAGAAGAAGACUGGGGAUGAAAUUGUGGAUAAGAAGGUUGACGACCAAAUUGAGGAGAAGCAGACUAAGGAUAAGGUGGUUGUGGAGGAGAAAAUUAGUAGUGGGAUGGAGGAACCUAAGAGGAGCGUAAAAUUGGUAUUUGGUGAAGACAUAAGAUGGGCUCAGUUAUCUCACAAUUGCAGCUUCCUGCAGCUGAAGGAAGUCAUUGCUGAUCGAUUUCCAAGCUCAGGAGCAGUUCUUAUCAAAUACAGGGAUCAAGAAGGUGAUCUGGUUACAAUAACCUCCGAUGAAGAACUAAGAUUGGCUGAAGCAUCAGCUGAAUCCCAGGCCUCUAUCAGGCUGUAUUUAGUCAAAGUCAAUCCUUAUCAGGAUCCGUUGUUUGAGAAACCUAAGGAGGAAGGGAAAGAGGAGGAGGGAGAGGUGAAAAAACUGGUUAUGAGACAAAAUGUUGCCACAGAGAACGGAAACAUGGAAGAACACAAGAAACCAGAUGAUGGAUCUUGUCAUAUUGAUGAAUGGAUAGUGGAGUUUGCUAAGCUUUUCAAGGAUCAUGUGGGGUUCGAAUCUGAUGCCUAUCUGGGUCUCCAUGAACUUGGUAUUAAGGUGUAUUCUGAGGCUAUGGAAGAGGCAGUUACAAGUGAAGAAGCACAAAACCUUUUCAACACAGCAGCAGGGAAGUUCCAAGAGAUGGCAGCUUUGGCAUUGUUCAACUGGGGAAAUGUUCACAUGUCUAGAGCAAAGAAGAGGGUUUACUUCAAGGAAGACUCUUCUAAAGAAACGGUGCUUGAGCAGAUUAAAACAGCAUAUGAUUGGGCGCAGAAGGAAUAUACGGAAGCAGGACAGAAAUAUGAAGCAGCACUCAGAAUCAAACCAGAUUUCUAUGAAGGUUUUCUAGCUCUAGGGCAGCAACAGUUCGAGCAGGCAAAACUAUCUUGGUAUUAUGCAAUUGGCAGCAAUAUUGAUCUAGAUUCAUGGUCUUCUAUAGAGGUUGUACAACUUUAUAAUAGUGCAGAGGAAAACAUGGACAAAGGCAUGCUGAUGUGGGAAGAAUUGGAAGCACAGCGCCAAACUGAGCUUUGUAAUUCGCUUAAGGUUACAUCUCUAUCAGAGAAGACAGAGUUGGACGGGUUAUUCAAAGAUCCUUCAGCAGAAGAAGCCACUGAGCAGACUAAGAACAUGAGGUCUCAGAUCAAUCUCCUGUGGGGCACCAUACUCUAUGAGCGCUCAAUGAUGGAAUUCAAAUUACGCCUACCAGUCUGGCAAGAAAGUCUGGAAGUUGCAGUCGAGAAGUUUGAGCUUGCUGGAGCUUCCCCAACUGAUAUAGCUAUUAUGAUAAAGAACCACGUCUCAAAUGACAAUGCAGUGAAAGGUCUAGGAUUUAAAAUUGAUGAAAUAAUACAGGCAUGGAAUGAGAUGUAUGAAGCCAAAAAGUGGCAAAGUGGGGUUCCCUCCUUCCGUCUAGAACCCUUGCUUCGGCGACGAGUUUCCAAACUUUAUAAUGCUCUGGAGCUUACAUGAAUCAUUCUUUGAACUUAUCAUGUCUUGAAACCUCAUCUGGAAUUGUUCAAGUCUUGCAUCCUAAGGUUUCUUCCAAUGUACCCUUGAUAUUCAGUUUCAGCAGUGCACACUUUGAAACACAGCAGUUGUCUGGGAAUUGCAUUUUGCGCAAUGUUGUUUAAAAGAAAAUUUAGGCCCUUCAAUUCUUUCUGCACAUGAUGGGGACAAGAGAAAUAGCAGGGAUUUCACCUUUUUUUUGUUAUUUCUGCCUUCACUUGCAUGCCUCCCCAUGUUUAGUUUAACAGUCAAAUAGGUCACAGGAUGUUUGUAUUCUUCAUUCAUUUUGUCAACUAGCUUCAAAUAAUUCAUAUUAGUCUGUAAUUUUAAGUUGGACUGCAACCUUUGUACUGCUGCUACUCAUUUUGAAUUAGUGUUUCAGGGAUUAAGAACAUUAUUAAACUUCAUGUACCAUAUAAAAUGGACUUCAGUUGCUA